Molecule: messenger RNA, 1569 nt
Organism: Penicillium samsonianum
Lineage: Eukaryota; Fungi; Ascomycota; Eurotiomycetes; Eurotiales; Aspergillaceae
Product: Major facilitator superfamily domain general substrate transporter
Exons: 2
Coding region: 1-1569 (522 amino acids)
Biological process (GO): carbohydrate transport; transmembrane transport
Cellular component (GO): membrane
Molecular function (GO): carbohydrate:proton symporter activity
Source: RefSeq, a predicted model, not a curated record
AUGGGUAUGUUCAAGAAUAGUCGCGUCUACGUGCUCGCCACGGUGGCGUAUACGGGUUCAUUCCUAUUCGGAUAUGACACAGGUGUGAUGGGAAGUGUGCUGGAACUUCCAAGUUUCAAGGCUGAUUUUGGACUUCAAAGUGGAAGUUCUGGUUUCUCAGAUGCCAAAAAUGCUAAAGUCUCAUCGAAUGUCGUUUCACUUCUCACUGCCGGAUGUUUCUUCGGCGCUAUCUGCGCCUCCUUCGUCAACGAGAAGUUUGGCCGUCGCUAUUCCAUCAUGGGAUUUCUGAUGUUCUUCCUUAUCGGCUCUGCUGUCCAAACCGCCGCUACCGGCGCGCUAUCAUAUAUGUACGGUGGACGGGUGAUUGCAGGUUUCGGAAUCGGAGGCAUGUCAGCUAUCACUCCAGUCUUCGUGUCCGAGAACUGCCCACCGGCGAUUCGUGGCCGUAUUGCUGGUCUCUUCCAGGAAUUCCUCGUUAUUGGUGUCACCGUUGCAUACUGGCUUUGCUAUGGUGUGGCAGAAACCGUCGCCCCCACAACCAAACAGUGGCGCAUCCCUAUUGGAUUCCAGCUUGUGCCCGGUGGUCUUAUGAUGAUCGGCUUGUUCUUUUUGACCGAAUCUCCUCGUUGGUUAGCCAAAGAAAAUCGCUUUGAGGAAGCUCUUGAAGCUCUUGCAUAUAUGCGCUCCGAGCCAACUACGAGCCCUGCGGUCCAAACUGAGAUGGCGGAAAUCAAAGCGGCCGUUGAACACGAAGUUGAAUCAACCCAGGGACUUACUUGGCGAGAACCAUUCCUACCUGGCAACCGCAUUCGCUUUGUCAACUGUUUCUUGAUGAUGUUCUGGCAGCAGUGGACCGGCACCAACAGUAUCGGAUACUAUGCCCCCCAGCUGUUCCAGACCGUUGGAGUGGCCGGAGGCAACACGAGUCUGUUCACAACCGGUAUCUAUGGUAUCGUCAAGGUAGUGACCACCGGAAUCUUCCUCAUCAUUGGUAUCGACAAGGUUGGUCGGCGGUGGUCUCUUAUUGCUGGAGCCAUUUGGAUGUGCACAAUGAUGUUCAUCCUGGGUGGUGUUCUGGUGUCCUAUCCUCCGGACCCUAGCGGUAACGGUGGUAUUUCGUCUGCAUCCCUCGCUAUGAUUGUCAUGAUUUACCUCUACGUCAUUGGCUACUCUGCAUCGUGGGGACCGAUUCCAUGGGUUUACAUUUCUGAAAUUUUCCCAACUCGCCUUCGUGCGUACGGUGUUGGUUGCGGAUCGGCAACACAAUGGCUCUUCAACUUUGUAGUGACUUAUGUCACUCCCGCGGCAAUCGGUAACCUUGGCUGGCAAACCUUCAUCAUGUUUGGUUGCUUCUGCUUUGCCAUGGCUUUCUGGGUUUUCCUCGUGGUUAGGGAAACCAAGGGUCGCUCUCUCGAGGAGAUGGACGUCCUCUUCGAGAAGUUCCAUGCCUUUGGCAGAUUACGUGAUAUUGAAACUUCAGACGAAACGAAGCUUUCAUUUGAUGGCGCUGUUACCUCAGAUCAUAAGGAAGUGCAGGGUGUUGAAACUGAGGAUCGUGCGACCAGAUAA